AUGCGUCAGCUGGGUGCCGACGGUGGCACCUGGACUGGCCAGUUACUGGUCGCACCUGAUGGCACCCGGUCAAGCGGACACGGGUGUCGGGGUCACGGGCAAGGAGUGUCCACCUCCAAGUCCAAGACAGCCAGCCACGCGUACGAACUCCUGGGACUGCUGCACAGACAGACGCAAGCAGCAGGAUUCGCCGUGGUCCAGACCUCCAGGGCCUACCCCAUCCACCCGUCGGCUCACGGGUACGGGUACGCGCUGGCUCAAGCACAUGCUCAUCGACCUUUCUCUCCCCCGUCGUCUGCCAGCGCCUCGGGCCUGGCCCCCUUGCAGAAGCUCUGUGCCUCGGACAGUUCUGCCUUCAAGUCGAGGGGCGAAUCCAGCGGAGUCUGCAGCUCCUCGCCGGAGUCAGGAACCAAGGCGCUGAAGUUCGGAAUCAGCAGGAUCCUGGACGAGGAUUUCGGGAAAAGCAGAAACGAAAAAGCAGCGUGCCCGAGGCGAAGUAGGAACUACCCUCUGUGUCCCUGCCACUCUCCUACCUGCACCGCAUCCUCCGCCUUCCACCCCGCAGCUCUGUCCGCUGUGCACGCGCUGCAGCCACCCCAGUACCCGCCUCCCACGUGUGACGGCUUGCCAGGUCCUUAUUCUGUCCUCAACGCAGACACGGGCAAUGGGGGUCAGCCAAAGCGCAAAAGGUCAUGGUCCCGAGCUGUCUUCUCCAACCUGCAGCGCAAAGGUCUCGAGCGCCGCUUCGCCGUGCAGAAGUACGUCACCAAGCCGGACAGACGGCAGUUGGCAGCCAUGUUGGGUCUUACUGACGCCCAGGUGAAAGUCUGGUUCCAGAACAGGCGCAUGAAAUGGCGUCACGCGCAACAGAGAGCAAAAGCUCCGGGUCAAGGGUCAGAGGGAGAGAACGUGGAAGACGCAGGCGCAGGUGAGCAGUCGUCAUCUGACGUAACCAGCGCCACGUCAGCAGACACCAAAGUCGGCGGGUCGUCAGGUCACAGUGAAAAGGACUCUGCCGCUAAGAGAAGCAGCGAGGCAUCACCCGACCCGUCCGAGAAGAUGUCCGCCAACGGACGGGACGCGGCCAAUCCGGGCGUUACGUCAUCACCAACGGCGUGCCUAGCCGGAAGUGACGCAUUAGCACGUGUGGAGGAGGACCAGGACAGGGUAGGUCCAGACAGCGAUGACGACGACGACCUUGGGCACUGCGAGGUGGAGGUGGAGUCAGUGUCCGGAGACAGCGAGGAGGAGAUGGACGACACCAUUUCGCCGUGAGGACGCCGACCCCGUUCUUCUACCCACACACCCCUUCUCCACCCCUGCACCCUCUACCCAAGCAUUUCUGGACCCUGCGGAUGACGUCACGGUAAAGCCUGGACCAGCAGCUCCAUCCCAGCAUGCACUCUGCAUGUCGGUAAUGCUGUGAACGCAGACGUCGUGGCCAUCACACAGCGAAUGAAGAAGUCUAAUUUAUUUCACACCCACUGAUUGCGAUGGUGGGAGGAAACGAGUCACGUGAGCAGCUGGUUCGAGAAGGAUUUUGAUCCUUGAAAAACGAUGUCUUCAACGAUAGAAACAAUGAUGGUGGUGUUUCUGACUUAACGCUGCACAUCCGCGAAAUGUCUUCCGGUGGCAAAGCAACUGUUGAAACCAUGAACAAUGUAUUAAAUAUAACGAUGUAUACAACACUAACGGCGGCAGUGAAAAGUAGUGCAGCCGCUGUGAGUUGUUUUCCUCCCCUCUCCUAUUCCUACCCUGUCCUAACCUGUUAUACCCUGACCUACCCAGUCCUGCAACUCCUUCCUUCAUCUUUCCGCAAGCUUGUCGACAUGUUGACUCCAUGUACUCCAUGACUCGCUACAUGAAGACCAGUUGUCAUGGUCUGUUGGCCUGAUGAAGACAUGUUUAUUUGUACGACAACUCAUUGUGUUGCAAGACUUAUUGUUUACUGACAUGUUGUUGUGAUUGUUAUGAACCGCCCGGCAGAGCUUGCCUAGAAGUCUCGGUGCUACAGCGCUCACCUUAUCUUUUAUCAACUGUGCCUUUCAUUAACCCACAGAACCGUUCAACGAUAUUUAACUGUAACCCACUGGUGCCUUUUGCUUGUAUGACGUCACGGUGACGUACGUUUAGUGCAGCCGUAGCCUUAUCUUACGAUUACGAUGUUGAGGUUUUGUUUCUUCUGUAUGCUGCUGAGCUCUUCGGGAAGUGUCUGCAAUUUCAAAAACUGGUUUCUCAAAAAUGACAUUACAGUUGUGUUGUAAACAGUUUGAUAAAAUGGCGUCCAACUAAUGAUCACCCUUUAUCCUAUCAUCAUCAUUAUUACCAUCUUACCUCCCUUCCUUUAUUUAUCUUUCGCGUUAUUUCACACUUAACGAAGAAAACUUUCUUCAUCUUUAGCAGCCAUUCUUUUCCAUGUGAUUCAUGAACCCUAACCCUAACCCCCCUUGUUAGCCCAUCAUUCAUUCCUUUGUAUUAAUUCGCCCUUUUGCUCAUCCAUUUAUUUCUCUCUUGUCAUCUAAGAUGUUUACUGCAUAGAAAUACAGUUGUAUCAUGGUUGUGUCUGUUUAACUAGGGUGUCGUGGACAUUUCAAUGACCAAAUAAAAGGUCCUGUCCAUUCUAACACUGAGGAGGUUGGACGUUUUUCGUGCACCUCCCCUCCUCCACGCCCCCGCUUCCUAUGUAUCAUCCUCUGUUCCUCCACGAAGCGACAAACUUUCUUUGUCUGUCUUCAGAACUAGCGGUAACUUCAAGUUCUCAACAUUUUAAAUAGUAAAUCAAUGUUAAUGGAAAGGACAACAUUCUAAUUCUGGAAGUUGUGUCUCUUUAUUUAAAAUACUCUUUUCUUUUUGGAGAAUCUUCAGAUAUACAGCAUUGCCUUAAUGUAACAAUUUAUAUUUUUAUUUCUUAACCUGCUUUAAAUAAUUUAAAAUUUUCAAAACGGUGAAAUUUUCUUUAUGUCAAAAAAAAAACCCAACAAAAAACAACAAACAAACAAACAAAACAAAAUCGGUAUCUUUUCAUCCUCAAGAGAAAUGUUAACUCACCAUUGCAAAGAGAGCAAUUCUCGGCAAAAGUACAGAAGAAUUCUUUAAAGUAUUUUGGUAAAAGAUGGAUUUUGUUUUUUGUGUGCAUGUCUUUACUGUAAAUUAUUUGUGCUAUAAAAAGUAUUUAUGUCUCAUACAGAUGUUCACAAAAGCAAUUUUGCAAUUACUAUUAAGUUUGCAGUAGAAGAAGUAAUAAAACUGGUUCUUAAACUUG
Pomacea canaliculata is the source of this 3262-nucleotide messenger RNA. Its product is annotated as H2.0-like homeobox protein. Gene Ontology annotation, biological process: regulation of DNA-templated transcription. The record is from RefSeq and is a predicted model, not a curated record. The transcript has 4 exons. NCBI's taxonomy places the organism in Eukaryota, Metazoa, Mollusca, Gastropoda, Architaenioglossa, Ampullariidae. Bases 1 to 1275 code for a protein of 424 amino acids. Gene Ontology annotation, molecular function: DNA-binding transcription factor activity, RNA polymerase II-specific; sequence-specific DNA binding.